CCUCCUCAACUUCACCGGCAGUCUCAAGCUCCCAGAAUCUUCGACAGUUGCGCAGCCAACGACACUGAAAGCAGCUCCCUCGAACGCAGCGAACAAUAGUCUCAGUCCCCGCCAAAAUGUCCGGCAUCGAUCUCUACAAUGCCACCAUCGGCCUCUGCAACCACUCCCUCCACACCCUUCUCCACAUCAUCGAGAAGGCCAAGGCCCAUCCGGAUGCGGCCGAGCUCGCCUCAGCCCGCCUCUACCCGGACAUGCUGCCCUUCUCGUUCCAGGUGAUCAUCGUGUCCAACUUCGCCAAGAAGACGGUCGAGCGCCUGACCACGCCCCCGGAGCCGCUCCCCGUGUGGGAGGACAAGGAGACGACCUUUGACGAGCUGGUCGCGCGCAUCAACAAGACGCUCGCGCUGCUGGCGACCGUGAAGCGGGAGGACCUCGUGCCCAAGGAGCAGACCGUCCGGUACACGGGGAAGUUCGAGCCCGUCCAGGCCUCGACCGAGCAGUAUGUCCUGACCUACAGCAUUCCGAACAUCCUUUUCCACGUCACUACCGCCUACGACAUUCUGCGCCACAAAGGUGUGGAUGUGGGCAAGGCCGACUUCCUGCAGGGCUUCAUCAAGGACCUCAACCUCAAGCCCGCGGCUCAGUGAGGGUGCAAGGUGAUGGCGCAAGCGGGAAGUGUGCAGUGGGCGGGAAAAUGUUUGUCAAAACUGCUGUGCAUUCUCGUGCCGUUAUACUGUCAUUGAGCUGAA
This is a messenger RNA of Thermothielavioides terrestris NRRL 8126, 749 nucleotides long. RefSeq lists its product as uncharacterized. The coding region runs from base 117 to 647 and encodes 176 amino acids. Lineage: Eukaryota; Fungi; Ascomycota; Sordariomycetes; Sordariales; Chaetomiaceae. The transcript has 3 exons. The record is from RefSeq and is a predicted model, not a curated record.